Marchantia polymorpha subsp. ruderalis is the source of this 2724-nucleotide messenger RNA. NCBI's taxonomy places the organism in Eukaryota, Viridiplantae, Streptophyta, Marchantiopsida, Marchantiales, Marchantiaceae. The record is from the annotation of a GenBank genome assembly.
AAUUCGCACGUGCUGGGCCCCGUGCUGGUCCCGGCCGACGAUGGCCGAAGGGGAAAGCCCCCUCCUCGGGUCCGAACGCACCAGUCUUCAGUGUUCUUUGUUCUCCGAAGACUCAGCUCGCAGCUCCCCCGAGCUGAAGAGCCGAUCGAAUCCCCUCCCCUGCCCAGAGGAGAUACGCAUUCAUAAGCACGGGAGGGCAUCGAUCUAUCGAUCAAAACCGGUGCUCGGCAGACAGGGCUGAGGACAGUGCCCUCUGUGAACUCAGGGGGCUCUUAGUGGGACUGGGGGUUUUGAGCUUAAGCGAGCGCUCCGUCCCGUUCUGACAGUCCAAUCCAUUUCAGUCCAGGUCGUGCAGUGCUGUUCGUGCAGUCGCUCGCUGAGCAUACUCGGAGAGGGCGUCUCAUCGCUUCGUGACUAGUGAGCAUCUCUGAAUCUGUCACCCGUGAGGUCGAUUUCUCGUCGGGCGCGAGGAAAGUCGACCGAGGAGAGGCUGGUUUGGAUGCCGGAGGACCGGAAGCGCACAAACCCAAGGACAAGCGGGUGCUAGAAAGCUCGUGAGAAUGGCAGCGGCGGUAAUUGGAUUCGCUGGAGUGGCGAAUCCAAUCGCGGCAGCUUCCUCGUUCAGAAGAAGAGAGCGCAAGAAUCUGAGCCAGAGCAGGUCGGCGCUAACGGGAGGCAGCAGCAGCAGCGAGCUGCGCAGCAGGGCAAGCUUGCGAGCAGGCGAGCAGAGGCGAUCGAGGCACGGGGCGAAGGUGCGAUGCGUGUCGAUCUCGAAGGACACGCCGCCCACGACGACGACGCUGCCCCUGCGAGAAAUUCCGGGCGACUACGGGCUGCCAUUCUUCGGCGCGUUCGCUGACAAGAUGGCCUACUACUGGACCGAGAAAUUGCCGAAAUUCUACGAGAACCGGCGCGACAAGUAUAAGAGCACCGUGUACCGGAUGAACACGGUGCCUGGGCCGCCGGGCUUCCCCGACCCGCGCGUCAUCAUCCUCCUGGACGAGAAGAGCUUCCCCAUCCUCUUUGACGUCUCCAAGGUCGAAAAGAAGGACGUGUUCACGGGCACGUACCACCCGGACUUCAAAUACACCGGCGGCUACCGGGUGCUCCCAUAUCUCGACCCGUCCGAGGAGAAGCACGCGCUGCUCAAAGGCUUCUGCUUCGAGGUGCUCAAAUCCAGCGGCCGGCGCGUGUUCCCGGAGCUUCACGCCAAGCUGGCGGCGGUGUUCGACGGGUGGGAGGCCGGGCUCCAGAAGGACGGCAAGACCAGCGCCACCAAGGACCUCGGCAUGGCCACGCUCCGAUUCAUCGUCACGGCGUUCACGGGCCAGGACCCGACGGCGCCCGACGUGAAGCACAGCCUGGGCGCCGGCGCGCCCACCACGUCCAAGCUCUGGCUCGCGCCCCAGAUCCUGCCCAUAUUCGUGCCGCCGGCCGGCGUGCCCAAGCUGCUGAUCCCGCUGAUCGAGCUGCUGAUCCACACGUUCCCGAUCCCGUACUUCUUCGUGAAGAGCCAGCACUCCAAGAUCUGCGACUUCUUCCGGUCGCACGCCGGGCACCUGCUGGACGUGGCCGAGUCGCAGUUCGGGCUGGCGCGCGACGAGGCGCUGCACAAUCUGGUGUUCUACACGAUCUUCAAUGCGUGGGGCGGCAUCGACAUUCUGUUCCCGAUCCUCGUCCGGCGCGUGGGGUCGACGAGCCCCGAGUUCCAGCGCGAGCUUGGCGCCGAGGUGCGCCGGGCCAUCGAGGCCAAUGGCGGCCUGAAUCCCGCUGCGCUGCGCGACAUGCCCACGGUGCAGAGCGCCGUGUGGGAGGCGCUGCGCAUCGAGCCCCCGGUGCCGUUCCAGUACGGGCGGGCCAAGGAGGAUCUGAUCGUCGAGUCGCACGAGGCCGCGUUCCAGGUGAAGAAGGGCGAGAUGCUGGCCGGCUACAUGCCCAUGGCCUGCAGGGAUCCCAAGGUGUUCACCGACCCCGACUCCUACAACCCCAAGCGAUUUCUGGGCGACGAGGGCCAGAAGCUCGUGCAGUACGUUCUGUGGUCCAAUGGCCCCGAGACGGAGGACCCGACCUUGGCCAACAAGCAAUGCCCCGGGAAGAAUUUCAUCGUCACCCUCUCGCAGCUUUUCGUGGCCGAAAUUUUCUCGCGGUUCGAGACCAUUCAGGUCGACUACGCCUCCGGAGAGUUGCGCUCUCUGAAGCGUGUGUCGUAGAGCGGCUGGAGUCGAGCCGAGCUCUUUUGUAUAAUGUACAUCACCUCGGGCUGUGUUAUCGGUGGUCGUCAUCAUCGCAGGCGACGGAUCGUGAUGCAGUUUGGAGCCCGGGCGAGCUUGGGGUAAAUUCUCGAGGUCGGAUCAUUGGCCGGGUGUCGAUGUAAGACGAAAAACGAAGAGGAGGAGAGGAAGAAGAACCUCGCACUGUUUGUAGAAUAGGGUUCUGUGUCACGAGACGCUCGUACUUCUCUCCCAACAGAUGAUUGUGUACAUGUUUCCAGAUAUGCUUAGAUGAUGGAAGAUCGAAAUGCCCUUAAUUAGUAGUUGGCUUACUUAUUCUUAGAGCAACGAUUGUGACACUACAUGUACAUGUCUUGUCCGUCCCACUGGCCACCUCUGUCAGCUUCAUCAGGAGCGGAGAGUGAUGUGUAAAAUAUGUUGUGCAAUUUGCAACGAUUCCUGAGAAAUUCGAGAGGCUCACGGGCCGGUACCACAAUGGAGAUCUUUGCACUGG